Zalophus californianus (California sea lion) is the source of this 734-nucleotide messenger RNA. It is a transcript of the gene RPL12, whose product is annotated as ribosomal protein L12. The transcript is spliced from 7 exons. Gene Ontology annotation, molecular function: large ribosomal subunit rRNA binding; structural constituent of ribosome. Gene Ontology annotation, biological process: translation. Lineage: Eukaryota; Metazoa; Chordata; Mammalia; Carnivora; Otariidae. The annotation marks the transcript as partial. The record is from RefSeq and is a predicted model, not a curated record. Gene Ontology annotation, cellular component: ribosome; cytosolic large ribosomal subunit.
CAUGGCGGCAAGGGCGUCGCUGGGAGGCUGGGCGGAGCCGACGGUUCUCGCGAGAAUCGCCCUUUCCUGCCUAUAUCCGGCGGAGUCAGAAGGCUUUCCGGUCUUUUGGCUUUCGGCUCGAGGAGGCAAAGGUGCAACUUUCUUCGGUCGUCCCGAAUCCGGGUUCAUCCGACACCAGCCGCCUCCGCCAUGCCGCCUAAGUUCGACCCCAACGAGAUCAAAGUCGUGUACCUGAGGUGCACCGGUGGCGAAGUCGGUGCCACAUCUGCCCUGGCCCCGAAGAUAGGCCCGCUGGGUCUGUCUCCAAAAAAGGUUGGUGAUGACAUCGCCAAGGCAACCGGUGAUUGGAAGGGUCUAAGGAUUACGGUGAAACUGACCAUUCAGAACAGACAGGCCCAGAUUGAAGUGGUACCUUCUGCCUCUGCCCUGAUUAUCAAAGCCCUCAAGGAACCACCAAGAGACAGAAAGAAGCAGAAAAACAUUAAGCACAGUGGAAAUAUCACUUUUGAUGAGAUUGUCAAUAUUGCCCGACAGAUGAGACACCGAUCUUUAGCGAGAGAACUCUCUGGAACCAUUAAAGAGAUCCUGGGGACUGCCCAGUCUGUGGGCUGCAAUGUAGAUGGCCGCCACCCUCAUGACAUCAUAGAUGACAUCAACAGUGGUGCGCUGGAAUGCCCGGCUAGUUAACUACAAACGAAAAUGUUUCAAUAAAGGAUCAUUUGACAACCAGUGGA